AUGGCAUCGCACAGGCCAACCCUGAGCGACGACUAUUCCGAUGUGUCGAGCGACGCGUCGGACGUGUCGUCCAUCAACGAGUUGCCUGCAACUGGGGUUCCGCUUCGGUACCCUUCCCCGGAGGACCUUGCGCUCGAAGGUGUGGCGUAUGGCCAGUUGACCUUCCCACCACGGAUAGCCCCACAGGGGUUUUUGCCACCCACACUGCCACCUCCAUCAGUGUACCCAGUGCCUGCUAAUCUUGCCCCUCAAGAGGAUUCCGGGGUACAGUAUGGCAAAGGGGACAUAGAAACUGGUCGACCUGCACACACGCAGGUAGUUAUCCCUCGUUUGCCAUUGGACACCUUGAACCGCCCUGGGAAAGGGCCGUUGUACCAAAAGGACGCAAAGGUGCCAGGGCCCAACAGAUAUUUAACUGGCUUUAUGGACAAGGUUGCAAGGACUGGCUUCCUUCGAAGGGUUCUGUGGAUCGUCACUUUGCAGAUGGCGAUCACCAGCGCCCUCUGUGCACUGCUUCUCUUUGUUGGAUCGGCUCAGGAAUUCUUGGCCGGAAACACGUGGAUCAUUUGGCUUUCCUGGAUGGCGAUGACUGGCCUCAUUGUAUGGGGGAAGUGCACAUUCAACAGAAUGCGCAGGGCCCCCAACAAUUUAAUCUUCUUGGUUGUGCUGACUGCUCUUUUGGCCUCUAGCGUCAGCAUGGUGGUUGGCCGGUUUGGGAGCGAAUCUCUGUUUUUGUCUGUCAUCGUGGCCUUUUCCCUUGUGUUCUUCCUGGCUUCCAUCACCAGCAUGACACAGGUGGACGUCACCAAGUGGGUGCACAUCCUUAUGGCCACGUUCGUGUUUGUCUUCAGUGCCACAGUCGUCGGGGCGGUUUGGCUGAACGCGGUGCUCGGCAUCGUGAUAGCAGCCACAGGUGGCAUGGCCUUCGCUAUGUAUGUGGUUUUCGAUGUGCAGUCACUGCUGGCAGACACGGACAAGUGUCUGGACCCCGAUGAGUGCAUCGUGGGCGCUUCUUCCAUCUACCUGGACAUUGGGGGCGCCUUGACAGGCUGUUUGUCGAUAUUCAGGAAGGCCAGGAAAUAA
This is a messenger RNA of Ostreobium quekettii, 1083 nucleotides long. The record is from the annotation of a GenBank genome assembly. NCBI's taxonomy places the organism in Eukaryota, Viridiplantae, Chlorophyta, Ulvophyceae, Bryopsidales, Ostreobiaceae.